GGUUGCUGCUGUUGAAUACCGCACAUUUGCUUAUUUACAAGGAUUAUUUUAGUUGUGACCCUGUAUCUAUUUUGUUUUUGAAAAGUUUAUAAGUAUAACUUGGAACCAUGAGGAUUGCAAGACCGCUGUGCGUACCUGCGAGGAAACCCCAAAAGGAGCCGGUGCCGUUCCAAGAGUUGCUGCCCGUGCGAUUGAAGAACUGGGUGUCUGGCAGAUCGGAAAAAGAUGCAGGCGUAUCAUGCUUGCAAGAAUUGUCUGUUAUGUUUGCGUGCCUGAAGAGGAAUGAAUUUGAGCAGGCACUGUGCUCAAAGGAGAUUGGCUUGUUUCAGAAUUGCUACAAGCAGCAUUUGGACAACAAGUUCGUCAAGAAGCAACAAGAAAAGAAAGGAGUAGUCAUCACAGGCUCUAAGAACUUGGGCAGCAAACAAAUAAACCAGUUAUUAAAAAGGUUUCCUCAGCCAGAUUAACUAUCAAUCAAGCGACACUAUAGUGUAGUUGUGUAUCACAAUGUAAUUAUAUUAUCUUAAGAUAUUAUUCAA
Molecule: messenger RNA, 539 nt
Organism: Bacillus rossius redtenbacheri
Lineage: Eukaryota; Metazoa; Arthropoda; Insecta; Phasmatodea; Bacillidae
Product: small ribosomal subunit protein mS37
Exons: 4
Coding region: 108-467 (119 amino acids)
Biological process (GO): mitochondrial translation
Cellular component (GO): mitochondrion; mitochondrial ribosome; nucleoplasm
Molecular function (GO): RNA binding
Source: RefSeq, a predicted model, not a curated record